Molecule: messenger RNA, 1269 nt
Organism: Clavispora lusitaniae ATCC 42720
Lineage: Eukaryota; Fungi; Ascomycota; Pichiomycetes; Serinales; Metschnikowiaceae
Gene: MEP2
Product: ammonium permease
Biological process (GO): ammonium transmembrane transport
Cellular component (GO): plasma membrane
Molecular function (GO): ammonium channel activity
Source: RefSeq, a predicted model, not a curated record
AUGUCAGAUUCUGGAUUUACAGGUACAGGUACUGGUGGCGAUUCGCUCAAGGUCAACUUGAAUAAGCAGUUCGAUCCUGCAGACAUGGUCUGGGUCGGAACCUCCUCCGUGCUUGUGUGGAUUAUGAUUCCAGGCAUUGGCCUUCUUUACUCGGGUCUUUCUAGAAAAAAGCAUGCACUUUCGCUUUUAUGGGCUUCUAUCAUGGCCGCUUGUUUGACUUCGUUCCAAUGGUUCUUUUGGGGUUACUCGCUCGUGUUCUCGCACAGGACUAGUAGCCACUUUUUGGGCACUUUGGAUAACUUCUGUUUGAAGGAGGUUCUUGGUGCUCCUGGUAUUGUCACCACCGUGCCAGAUAUUUUGUUUUGUUUGUUUCAAGGCAUGUUUGCUGGUGUGACUGCCAUUUUGCUCGUUGGUGCCGGAUGCGAGCGUGCUCGUUUGGGCCCAAUGAUGGUGUUUCUCUUUAUCUGGUUGACUGUCGUUUAUUGUCCAAUUGCAUACUGGACAUGGGGUGGUGACGGAUGGUUGUUCAACUUGGGUGGUUUGGAUUUUGCUGGCGGAGGACCAGUCCAUGAAAACUCUGGUUUUGCUGCCUUGGCAUACUCUCUCGUUUUAGGUAAGAGACACGAUCCUUUGACCUCAGGCAAGGUGCCCAAGUACAAGCCACACUCAGUCACAUCCAUCGUGUUUGGUACGAUUUUCCUUUGGUUCGGCUGGUUCGGUUUCAACGGUGGAAGUACCGGUAACGCUAGUAUCCGCUCUUGGUAUGCCUGCGUCAACACCAAUCUUGCUGCAGCUACUGGUGGUUUGACUUGGAUGUUCAUGGACUGGUUCCGCACUGGUGGAAAGUGGUCUACUGUUGGCUUGUGCACAGGUGCUAUUGCCGGUCUCGUUGGUAUUACUCCUGCUGCUGGUUACGUGCCAGUCUACACUUCUAUUAUUUUUGGUGUUGUUCCCGCCAUCAUCUGUAACCUUGCUGUUGACCUUAAGCUGAUUUUGCAGAUUGACGAUGGUAUGGAUGUUUUUGCCUUGCACGGUGUCGGUGGUUUCUGUGGUUCGUUCUUGACCGGUCUUUUCGCCGCCGACUAUGUCGCUGCAACAGACGGUGCUACUGUCAUCGAAGGUGGAUGGAUGAACCACCACUGGAAGCAGUUGGGUUACCAAUUGGCCGGUUCGACCUCCAUUGGUGCAUGGUCCUUUGUGGUCACUGCCAUCAUCUUGCUUGCCAUGGACCGCGUUCCAUUUUUGCGUUUACGUUUACACGAAGGAUGA